AUGUUACUUCCAAGCAUUCCUUCAUUUUUAAUAUGCCUUUGUGAUUUCUUUUUCUUUCUUGUUAAGUUUGAGGUGAAAGUUGGCACCCUAAGCGAUAAAAUUGACGAGUCAGAAUCACGUAAGCGUCAAUUGCAGGAGAAAGUGGAUAGCUUCAAUGCGGAGUUGGCGAAACUACGCGCUAAUGAACAAUUGAUCACCGGAUCUGAUCAGGAAAGUGAACAAAUAAUAGCUGAUCAGUCAGCGUUACAAGCAAAGCUAGAUGAAGAGUUUAGACGAUAA
Molecule: messenger RNA, 279 nt
Organism: Trichobilharzia regenti
Lineage: Eukaryota; Metazoa; Platyhelminthes; Trematoda; Strigeidida; Schistosomatidae
Source: the annotation of a GenBank genome assembly